UAAUAGGAAAAGUAGUAGCGGUCUACCGGUGUAGGAAGUGUUAGUUCAACAUAAAUCUAAAUUAAAACAAAACAAAAAAAAGUUUUUAUCUGACUGAACGAGCAGAAGCGUGACAUUGAUUCAUACACAUACGGGCAAGUCUUUGUUAUGGAAGUAGAGAAAAUGGACGAAAACGACUGGAAAUACCACGGCGAAGGGAACAAGAGCAUAGUGGUGUCUCAUGCUCAGCACUCGCAGGUCCUCCGCUUCCUCAAGCACAACGUGGAAGACCACAAGCACAGAUGUCAGACCUCAGAGCAAGCCCAGCAACACAUCCAAAAUAUUGUUGACUUUGGUAAACAUGUCAUGAGGCCAUUACUUGGUGAGAACUACGUCCAUCAUGGGGAGGCUGUUAAACUGCCAUUGGACUUUGUCAGGCUGCUGUCUUUGAAGGUUGAGCCUGAAAGACCAGAAUCACGCACAGACAAGGUGAUGGACACCCUCAGUGGGUGGGCAAUGUGCCUCCCUAACCUAACCCAGCUUCCAGACCACCUGAGCGAACACAGGCCUCCACUCUGUAUAGAAAUUAAACCAAAAUGUGGAUUUCUUCCAUGGUCAAGGCACGUUACAAAAGAUGUGAAGUUGAAAGCGUGUCGCUUCUGCAUGCAUCAGCACUUGAAGAUUAGCAGUGGGAAGUGGAAGAGGCGGAGCCAGUACUGCCCCCUGGAUCUGUUCUCAGGGAGCAAACAGAGAAUGUUCCUCGCAAUCAAACACUUAUUAGAAGAAGCUCAAAACAACUUAAAAAUCUUUAAGAAUGGUGAGCUGAUCUUCGGCUGCAAGGACGAUGUGGACCAGAAGCAGGACCUGAACGAACUGGCCCAGCACCUUUGGCCGUAUUUCUCUCCCACCGUCCCGCUCAUCCAGGGCCGUCCACACAGAAAGGCUGUGCUGCACAACCUCACCCAGGUUGUCACCAUGGCUUUGCUCAGCAGUGGGGAACCAGGGGAUACAACUGAGCACAGGAGGUUCCACCCGCCCAAGAGCAGGGAUCACUGCCGCACCAAUAUGCUGCUCCAGGACUGCUGCCACAAAGCGAACCGUGGCCUGCCGAAAGACUGCGUACUGUCGAAAAUCCUCCAAGUCCAGCUCCUGGAUGAUCUUGACAUUGAAGGAAUCUAUCCUCUGUACAAGCGAGUGGAGCGCUAUCUAGCAGAAUACCCAGAAGAAAGGAGCAGAUUGCAGUUAGAUGGUCCGUACAAUGAAAGCUUUCUGGAAAGAGUAAGACGUUGCCCUUCUGAUGAUGAUGGCUCCAUUGAGUAUGCAGUAGGAAAGAUUCACCAGUACAGAGUUGCCAUGGCAGCUAAAGACUGCUCCAUUAUGAUCACACUUGCUCCCUAUGAAGGGGAUGAUAUCCUUUGGCCCACGUUGGAGAUCCAGCCUUCGAAGCCCAGGUUCCGAGGCGCAGUUUCCAUUCUUGACUUGGAUCCCAAGCCCUAUGAGAGCAUCCCCCACCAGUACAAGCUGGAUUUGCAAAUUGUUAGCAACUACUUGCGGAGUGUGCAAUCCAACGUGGAGCUGGCAUCGCCAAACCUCUGCCUGAACAGCGAGGACUGCACUCUGCUAUUUCACUCCGCUUGAGCAUCUGCUGUUCGUUUGACACUUGUUAAUCAAAGCCAACAGGUUGUUUCUUUUCCCCACUUCUUGUUGGGCUGCUGUGUGCCAAACACUGAUGCUUUAGGAUGAAGGGACCACAAGGCCACAGAGGCCCUGGCAGAGACUUUGUAAACAAUGAAAAGUCAGUGGGUGCUUGUGUUUGCAGCUGUCUGGUGGCAGAGUGCAGAAGUGUUUCCACUGCAGCGUGAUGUAGGCUGGAACUCUGCCACCUGAGACAUGUUUAAUUCAGCGGUUGCUCUAGAGGAGGCCUGCACAGUGGAACAGGCGAGGAGCUGCUGUGUGUUCAGGGUGGGUGAGUCCUUGCUGCAUUUAGUUUGUUUUUGCAAAGGUGGCAUUCGUGGGCUUUUCCCACUAACUUUCCUCUUGGCAGUUACAGCUGGUAAGUAACUAAAAAUAUAUGCUUAGUAUUCUCUGAGAAUCAUUCACAUAACUAUACUUGCCUCAUCCUGCCUUCGGUCACUGUGAUCAUAUUCAGUGACCAAAAAGCAUCUGUUGCUUGACAAUAUUUUGAUGUGAUUGUUUCUGUAAUGUUUUUUUUUUCUCUCUUUCCCACCACCAAGUACUGUAAGGGAACAUUCUAAUGGCAAUAUUGAAAACUAUUGUUUUUGCUUAAAUUGCUGGGGAAAAGGAUACAUCUGGUUCUGUGAAGUAUUUAAUUUUCCCACUUUAAUAGUGUAAUAAGAGGGUAAGUCAAGUAUCCAUAAAAUAUUUAUUUAGAAAGUUAAAAUGUUAUUUUGGAUAACUUACUCUUAAGCUCACAGGCAUAAGGAGAGCUGCGGAAGGAUGUUUCUUGCCCACUCAACAGUUUUUUUUGCCGCACAUGUUCCUCUGGUUUUAUAGAGUUUUUGGUUUUUUUUUAAAGGCAUCAUGCAGUUAUGGACACUUGUUCAUGAGGCAGCGACAUGUCUGUGCCUGGGAGUUCUGUCUCUGAAAACUGACUACUGAAAAUAUUCUGUGCACUUGUAAGCUGUGCCUGUUAACUGCUUAUGAGGUUUUUUUUUUUGUUGACUUAAUUUCUAACCUAAUUUGAUGCGAGAAAAGGAGGAAUGGACUUGGGCUAUGGGGUGGCUGCCAUAGUUCAAAAAAAUGAAUAAAAUUGCAUCUGCAAUAAAGAGA
Molecule: messenger RNA, 2769 nt
Organism: Scleropages formosus (Asian bonytongue)
Lineage: Eukaryota; Metazoa; Chordata; Actinopteri; Osteoglossiformes; Osteoglossidae
Product: inositol-pentakisphosphate 2-kinase-like
Exons: 13
Coding region: 148-1617 (489 amino acids)
Biological process (GO): inositol phosphate biosynthetic process
Cellular component (GO): nucleus
Molecular function (GO): inositol-1,3,4,5,6-pentakisphosphate 2-kinase activity; ATP binding
Source: RefSeq, a predicted model, not a curated record